CGGCUAGAGCGUCCUCCCCCAGCGCGCAAGCUCGGCGGUCCGGGCAGCUAGAGUGUCCCUCCCACUGGGAGCCGCGUGUGACCUUCUCGCUUGCGGAGCGAUGCUGCCGGCGGCCGCAAGCCUCCUAUGGGGGCCGUGUCUUAGGCUUCGAGCCGCCGCCCUUCGCCUCGCCAGGCAACAGGUACCUCGUGUCUGCUCCGUGCGCCUGAUGAGAUGCAGCAGCCAUCGAGGGGGGGAGGCCCUUGCUGGUGCCCCCCUGGAUAACACCCCCAAGGAGUACCCCCCCAAGAUCCAGCAGCUGGUCCAGGACAUUGCCAGCCUCACGCUGCUGGAGAUCUCAGACCUCAACGAGCUCCUGAAGAAAACGUUGAAGAUCCAGGAUGUGGGAUUCAUGCCGAUGGGUGGCGUGGUGCCUGGUGCUGCCCCUGCCGCAGCAGCCCCCGAGGCAGCAGAAGAAGACAUCCCCAAACCAAAAGAACGGACGCAUUUCACCGUCCGCCUGACAGAGGCAAAACCUGUGGACAAGGUGAAGCUGAUCAAGGAAAUCAAGAACUUCGUCCAGGGCAUCAACCUCGUCCAGGCAAAGAAGCUGGUGGAAUCCCUGCCUCAGGAAAUCAAAGCCAAUGUGGCCAAGGCCGAGGCCGAGAAGAUCAAGGCAGCCCUAGAGGCGGUGGGCGGCACCGUGGUUCUGGAGUAGCCGCCCAGAGGACUGUGGACAGGCGUCCCGGGCCCCGAGGGGGGCUCUACCUGCUCCUCGUGAAGCACCCAGUCUCAGCGGACAGAGUGGCCUCGGAGCAGAACUGGGCACCCGCACUACAUGGCCAACUGCAUUCUGGGACAGAUGUGGAUGAACCUGCUGAGAUGGAGAGGGAGGGGCAGCCACUGCUCAUGCAGCCCCAGGGAGGACUCUAGAAACUACCAAGAGUGUACAUGCCCCGCUGUGGCUGCUGGGAAAAAUGCAUUGUCCAGGC
This is a messenger RNA of Lipotes vexillifer (Yangtze River dolphin), 971 nucleotides long. It is a transcript of the gene MRPL12, whose product is annotated as mitochondrial ribosomal protein L12. The transcript is spliced from 5 exons. Lineage: Eukaryota; Metazoa; Chordata; Mammalia; Artiodactyla; Lipotidae. Gene Ontology annotation, cellular component: mitochondrial large ribosomal subunit; ribosome. Gene Ontology annotation, biological process: translation. Gene Ontology annotation, molecular function: mRNA binding; structural constituent of ribosome. The coding region runs from base 101 to 697 and encodes 198 amino acids. The record is from RefSeq and is a predicted model, not a curated record.